Molecule: messenger RNA, 1708 nt
Organism: Cannabis sativa
Lineage: Eukaryota; Viridiplantae; Streptophyta; Magnoliopsida; Rosales; Cannabaceae
Product: protein STRICTOSIDINE SYNTHASE-LIKE 13
Exons: 4
Coding region: 306-1526 (406 amino acids)
Biological process (GO): biosynthetic process
Molecular function (GO): strictosidine synthase activity
Source: RefSeq, a predicted model, not a curated record
AUUUUGUCUAUUCUUCAACGGUAAGAAGAAUGUAAAAAACCACGGCCAACCAACUCUCAACCACAUCAUAAAAAUCACAAAUAGUACCAUGUAACCACUUGACUACUCACAUAUGAUGCAUGUAAAUCAACUUUCUAACGUAUGAAAUCCUACCCCAACCUAAGUACAUUUUCUCUUUCCCAUAACACCUCAAAACAUACACACACACUCACAAACACAACCUUUAUGAUUAGUCUUACCCAUAAUAUCAUCAUAUAUUUCUCAAACCCCACAUUAUCUCCUUCUUUCUCUCCAACUAUUCUCCCAUGGAGAAAAAAAACCACCUCAAAGAUGAUACUUUUUUGCAGCACCCAAUUCUCAUUCUCUUAGUUCUUGUAUUGGGUUUGGUUAUCAUGGACCCUUUUCAAAUGGGCCCUGUCGGAGGGCUUGAGUUCAGGCCUGUCAAGCACAACAUUGCUCCUUACAAGCAAGUCAUGAAGAAUUGGCCCAGAGACAACCAGAGCCGGCUUGGGCUUGGGAAAUUGGAGUUUGAGGGUGAAGUUUUUGGGCCUGAAUCUUUGGAAUUUGAUCAUUUGGGCCGUGGCCCAUAUACUGGGUUGGCCGAUGGACGCAUUGUUAGGUGGAUGGGUAAGGAUGUUGGAUGGGAGACAUUUGCUCUUGUAACUUCAAAUUGGUCAGAGAAGCUUUGUGCAAAAGGGAAUGAAUCAACAACAAAAAAGCAAUGGAAAGUAGAGAAGAGAUGUGGUCGGCCAUUGGGGUUGAGAUUUGAUAAAGAGAGUGGGAAAUUGUACAUUGCAGAUGCAUAUUAUGGGAUUCUUGUUGUUGGGAGUGAAGGAGGUGUGGCCACUCCUUUGGCUACCCAUGUACAUGGAAAACCCAUUCUCUUUGCCAAUGACCUUGACAUUCACACCAAUGGCUCUAUUUUCUUCACCGACACUAGUAAGAGAUACAACAGAAUGGAUCAUUUCUAUAUAUUAUUGGAAGGAGAAGCCACUGGAAGACUUCUGAGAUAUGAUCCUCCAACUAAAACAACUCAUGUUGUGCUAGAUGGGUUGGCUUUCCCUAAUGGAGUUCAAAUAUCAAGAGACCAUACUUUUCUCCUUUUUACAGAGACCACCAAUUGCAGGCUAAUGAAAUAUUGGCUAGAGGGACCUAAAACAGGACAUGUGGAACCAAUUGCUAAUUUACCAGGAUUUCCAGACAAUGUGAGAAUAAAUGAGAAUGGUCAAUUCUGGGUUGCUAUAGACUGUUGUCGUACUCCAAUACAAGAAAUUUUAAGUCAUAAUCCAUGGAUAAGAAGUGUCUAUUUUCGUUUACCAAUCAGAAUGAGUUUCUUAGCUCGACUAAUGGGGAUGAAGAUGUACACUGUAAUUUCACUCUUCAACGAAAUGGGAGAGGUUGUUGAAGUUCUUGAGGAUCGAAAAGGAGUGGUGAUGAAACUUGUGAGCGAAGUUAGAGAAGUGAAAGGAAAAUUGUGGAUUGGAACAGUGGCUCACAAUCACAUUGCCACUCUCCCUUACCCUUAAUUAGAUCGAUCUUAUUUUGAUGAAUUAAUGGAGUUUAAUUAGGAUAAUGAGUAUUUUUCUUUGUUGUUUAUAUUUUGUUGUCUAAAAAGGUUAUCUAAAAAAUUUAAGGAUGGAUUGACUUAUGACUUAUGUAACAAUAUGGAUGAUUUGAAGAAUGACUUAGAAUUCAUAUGUUUCUCGUA